Molecule: messenger RNA, 1844 nt
Organism: Gossypium arboreum
Lineage: Eukaryota; Viridiplantae; Streptophyta; Magnoliopsida; Malvales; Malvaceae
Product: scarecrow-like protein 1
Exons: 4
Coding region: 678-1601 (307 amino acids)
Biological process (GO): regulation of DNA-templated transcription
Cellular component (GO): nucleus
Molecular function (GO): sequence-specific DNA binding; DNA-binding transcription factor activity
Source: RefSeq, a predicted model, not a curated record
CACAAAGCAUCAUCACAUUGCGCUCUCUAAACAGCGUCUCAGAGUCAGACAAGUUGGUAUAAACAUGCAGACUCUGACAAAACAAACAAAAUAAAAUAAAUAAAACCUGUUUUUCAUUUUAUGAGAUAGAAGAAAAACACACAAAGUCACAAUAAACAAUUUAGGAAAAAAGAACACCCUUUCAGUUUCAGUUUGAGGGUGAGUUUCUCACUAGAAAAUUGAAUUUGCUUUUUCAUGUCUGGUCUUUCUCUUUCUUCUCUUAGUAUUACAACUUGGGUCAUAAUGGAAUAUUGAUCUGUUCAGAUUCUUGUAGCCCUUUGAAGUUACCCAUUUAUUAUAUUAUAUAUAUCCUUAUCUGGGUAUUCUUUGUUUGUUUGUUUAUUCUUUUUUUUCUUACAAUUUUGGUUUUGUUUUUACUUCUUUGUUGGGUGUUUUUCCUUGUGCUUCGUUGAUUAUUUAAUCAUACCUAACCGCAUAAUCUAAAGUGUUUGGAAUAGGUAUAUUUUCUUUAGGAUUGGUAUUUAAUUAGUUGAAUACAAGGUCUAUCCCAUCGUUUUCAUCUCCAUUGAAGCAAAGUGCUAUAAAGUUCAGCUUUAUCUGGAAUUUUAUCUGUUGAAAUUGUAGGAUUUUUCUGUACAAAUAAUGAUCUUUGCCUCUUCUUCUUGAAGACCUUUCUCAUGCAUCAGGAACCAUUUUAUAAUUCGACUGUCCAGAGAGUUGGAACCAUGUCUUUAGUAAGGUCUGCGGAACCAGCUACUGCGUCAUGUAGAAAUACGAAGCUCUAUUCAAUACAGGAUAGCAGUGACAGUACUGGCAUGGCCAUUCGAAUGUUUGGUUCUGAUAAGCAUAAGUCUGUUUAUGUUAUGGAUUCUUACAGCAGCGAGAGCUACGAGAAAUACUUCCUUGAUUCUCCUACAGAUGAGCUUAUACAUUCAUCUAGUUCUGGAAUUUCUGGAAGUUCAGUUCGCCUACAAGAUGUCUCUUCUUGCCAGAUAAGAGAUUACUCAGAAAUCCAAAGCCCAGAUACGCUAGACUCUGAUUCGGAUAAGAUGAAACUGAAGCUUCAAGAACUGGAGAGAGCUCUGCUUGCUGAUAAUGACGUUGAUGGGGAUGAUGACAUGUUUGGCACUGGUCUAAGCAUGGAAGUAGAUGGUGAGUGGUCUGAUCCUAUCAGGAUGGGUUCUCAUCACGACUCGCCAAAGGAGUCAUCAUCCUCAGGUUCUUAUCUCGAUUGCGUUAGUGGUGACAAAGAGGUUUCACAUGUGUCAUCUCAGACUCCUAAGCAAAUGCUGAUUGAAUGUGCUGCUAUACUCUCAGAAGGUCACAUUGAAAAAGCUUCAGCCAUAAUAAAUGAGCUUCGCCAGAAGGUCUCGAUUCAAGGAGAUCCGCCCCAGAGAAUUGCAGCCUACAUGGUCGAAGGCCUUGCAGCUCGCAUGGCAGCAUCCGGAAAAUAUCUUUACAAAGCUUUAAGAUGCAAAGAGCCCCCUUCUUCUGAUAGGCUUGCAGCAAUGCAAAUCCUCUUUGAAGUGUGCCCUUGUUUCAAGUUUGGAUUUAUGGCAGCAAAUGGUGCAAUUAUUGAGGCAUUUAAAGGUACAAGCUGAAGGAGGAUGUGGGUGCACUUCAUUUUGGUUGGGAAGACAAAAGCUUGAUUGUUGCUUCAGCAUGGAGUUAGGAAGUUCAGCUCUGAAUGUUCAUUGUAAACUAUAGAGUUGUUCCAGAAAAAUGACUUUAAUCCUUUGUGCUUAUGUAAAAUUCCAGAGAAGAGUAGGUAUUGCUAAUUAUCUAACAUUUUUCUUAAAUAAUAUAUGUUUUUCGAAACAUUUGAACGAUGUUCACCUCAAUAA